AUGCACGGCUACGACAACGAGGAAAGCGACAUGCAUCCCUUCAUGCUGGCGAUGGGUCCCGACAUUCCACAUUUGACAGAACGACAACACUUCUACCAGAUUGACCUCUACCCAUACAUCUGUGCCAUGUUGGGACUGGACAAGCCGAACAAAAUCGACGGACUGAUUGACCGUGUGUUGCCGUAUUUGAAGGAAAGACCGAGUGAGCAAUACCUCGAACGAUUCCGUCUCUACGCAUCCGGCACACUAACACAUUAA
Echinococcus granulosus is the source of this 258-nucleotide messenger RNA. RefSeq names its product ectonucleotide pyrophosphatase/phosphodiesterase. The coding region runs from base 1 to 258 and encodes 85 amino acids. The record is from RefSeq and is a predicted model, not a curated record. Lineage: Eukaryota; Metazoa; Platyhelminthes; Cestoda; Cyclophyllidea; Taeniidae. The transcript has a single exon.